AUGGUUAUGAUGGAGUAUCUCAGUAGGUUGCUAGUGAAGAUGCAACUGGAUCCUAAUUUUAAUCAUCAUGCAAAGUGUGAGAAGCUGGGAAUCACCCACCUCACAUUUGCAAACGAUGUGCUUCUGUUUUGCAGGGGUGACAUUGGUUAUGUUGAGAAGUUGCUAGAAGUGAUUAAUCAAUUCUCAAUGACUACUGGCCUGGUGGUGAAUCCUAGAAAAUGUAAAUUCUAUUGUGGUGGUGUGGAUAGGGAAACAAAGAGCAAGAUCCAGGAGAUUUCUUCCUUUGUUGAGGGUCAACUUCCAGUGAGGUAUCUUGGGGUGCCUGUCACAAGUAAGAAACUCAAUGCUAAUCAUUACUUGCCUCUCAUUGAUAAGAUAAUGGCUAGAAUCAGGCAUUGGAUAUCAAAACUAUUUAGUAUGGCUGGUAGGAUCCAAAUGGUGAAUUGUACUAUAACUGCUAUAAUCCAGUUUUGA
Vicia faba (fava bean) is the source of this 474-nucleotide messenger RNA. The record is from the annotation of a GenBank genome assembly. Lineage: Eukaryota; Viridiplantae; Streptophyta; Magnoliopsida; Fabales; Fabaceae.